AGAGUGGCCAGCAAGAGAGGGCAGAGGCACCAGUGAUGCUGUGGCUGCUGCUCUUGACCCUUCCCUGCCUGGGAGGCUCCAUCCCCACAACCCCUGACCCUCACCCACAACAGGAGCUGGCAGGCAUCGUGGGCGGCUGCCCUGUCUUGGCCAGGAGGUUCCCCUGGCAGGUCAGCCUGCAGUUCUACAGCCAGCGCAGCCACCGGUGGGAGCACAUCUGCGGGGGCUCGCUCAUUCACCCACAGUGGGUGCUGACUGCCGCCCACUGUCUUGAGCCGGAGGAGCUGGAGGCCUGUGCCUUCAGGGUGCAGGUUGGGCAGCUGAGGCUCUAUGAGGAUAACCGGCUGGUGAAGGUGGCUAGGAUCAUCCGUCACCCCAAGUACAAUGAGAGCCUGUCAGCCUGGGGAGGCAGGGACAUCGCCCUGCUGAGACUGGAGGCCUCUGUGGCACUGUCAGAGCACAUCUACCCGGUCUCCCUCCCUGAGGCCUCCCUGAAGGUCUCUGGGAGCAAGACCUGCUGGGUGACUGGCUGGGGUAACAUCAGAGCUGAAGAGCCCCUUCCCCAGCCCUUCCACUUGCAGGAGGUGGAGGUGAAGGUCAGGAGUAGAAGCAACUGUGAGCAGGUCUAUCACCAUUCCUUCCCUGAACACACUGGCCAGCUCAUCAAGGAUGACAUGCUGUGUGCCGGAAACCAGAUCUACGGCCCCUGCUCGGGCGACUCUGGAGGCCCCCUGGUCUGCAUGUGGAACUGCACCUCGGUGCAGGUGGGUGUGGUAAGCUGGGGCGACAUCUGUGGUCACUGUGCCCUCCCCGGCGUAUACACUUCCGUGAUGAGCUACGUGUCCUGGAUCCACCACCAUGUUCCCCGGUUCCCUGGGCCCCAUGUGGGGCUAAGGCGGGAUCCUCCUAAUGAAAGAGACCCCCAAUCUUCCUUGACACCUCUUCAGGGCCUUCCCCAUCCCAGCCUCACUGCUCAAAGCCCUGAAAUUGUUCCCACCCCCAGCCCCCAGCCCCCAGCCUGCAGCCUCAUCCCCUUCCUGCCCUCCAGGGAGAGGCAGGGGAGGUCCUGAAGGGUCUCAUCACUCUGGAAGCGGGUGUGCACUGAGUGGGUGUGGAGAGCCAGGGUCCAGUGCCUUCUGUUCGCUCUUCGGAUCUCAUUAAACCUUACU
Messenger RNA from Chinchilla lanigera (long-tailed chinchilla), 1169 nucleotides. RefSeq names its product mastin-like. NCBI's taxonomy places the organism in Eukaryota, Metazoa, Chordata, Mammalia, Rodentia, Chinchillidae. Bases 36 to 1070 code for a protein of 344 amino acids. Gene Ontology annotation, molecular function: serine-type endopeptidase activity. The record is from RefSeq and is a predicted model, not a curated record. Gene Ontology annotation, biological process: proteolysis. The transcript is spliced from 6 exons.